Molecule: messenger RNA, 567 nt
Organism: Paracoccidioides brasiliensis Pb18
Exons: 1
Coding region: 1-567 (188 amino acids)
Source: RefSeq, a predicted model, not a curated record
AUGACUACCAAAGCGAUUAAUCACUAUGAGCUGAGAGCGCAGACUGAUAACAAGACAGAGGGGGCUGCAAACCAUAUGGGAUGGGAGCCCCAACUUCAGAAUUCAGACGAACUACCAGGCAUCUUUGAAUCCACCCCAUUUCUCAAUGUAGAAGACGAAAAGGAAAUCAACCUCUCGGAGCUUGACCCCAAUUUCUACUCUACAGAUGCAUUCGCAGAUAAACUCAUGAGUAUCAGAACGAUAGCACAGAUAUGCAAAAGGAGUAACCCUUCUUCGGAUAUCUCCCACUCUCAGCACCACACUUGGCUCUCCAAGCUCCCGAUCAGGACUUCCAGGAUUGCCGAGGUCGUUACGACAACGGCCCAGAGGCUGAAAGAGAGAAUAAAAAGGCUAAAUGAACUAGAUCUCACUCCACAACAUGUCGUGGCGCAUGAUGUAGUUGCUCCUGGAGAUCGUACUCUUUCCGGUGAAUGGGAGACAUUGACUAAUGACGAGAAGCGCUAUUCGUUGCGAACGAUGGGGGAACGGCAUAUGCGGGCAUGGUGCAACGGAUGGAUAUGCAGAUAG